This is a messenger RNA of Anolis sagrei ordinatus, 1560 nucleotides long. Lineage: Eukaryota; Metazoa; Chordata; Lepidosauria; Squamata; Anolidae. The record is from RefSeq and is a predicted model, not a curated record.
AUGUGCAUCUUGCCUGUACGUGUUCUAAAACAUUCUCUCUCUGACCCUAAUAUACAAAACACUAAAAGUGUUAUUUCCUUCUUAGAAGGUCAUUGUUUACCUGAAUGGGAUGGAAUAAUUUGUUGGCCCCAGAGUCCUCCAAAUGAAAAGGUGGCUGUCUCAUGUCCAGACUACAUCUAUGACUUCAACCAUAAUGGUCAUGCCUACAGACACUGUGAAAUCUACGGCAACUGGCAAUUGGUACCCAACACAAACAAGACAUGGGCCAAUUACACAGAAUGUGCCACCUUCUUCACCCCGGAACGGCAGAAGGAAGAAAAGGAAGUGUUUGACCGCCUGCGCAUCAUCUACACUGUGGGCUACUCCAUCUCCCUUGUCUCUCUUGUGGUUGCCAUGUACAUCCUCUGCUACUUCAAGCGACUUCACUGCACUCGGAAUUACAUCCACCUCCAUCUCUUUGCCUCUUUUGUCUGCCGAGCCAUCAGUAUCUUUGUGAAAGAUAUUGUGUUGUACUCCACCUCACGACUGGAAGGGUUGCACAAGACGCAAUAUGGUGACUGGGAUGCUGAAGAGCUCAGCCUCACAUUGGGGUCCAGAACCCAGCUGGGAGGUUGCAAGGUAGCUGUGACGAUCUUCCUCUAUUUCCUGGCUACCAACCACUACUGGAUCUUGGUGGAAGGCCUCUACCUCCACAGCUUGAUCUUCAUGGCUUUCCUUUCCAACAAAAACUACUUGUGGGCCCUUACGCUCAUUGGGUGGGGGGUGCCAGCUGUCUUUGUGUCUGUCUGGGCCAGCGUAAGAGCAUCUCUGGCUGAUACACAGUGCUGGGACCUUAGUGCUGGAAGCGUGAAAUGGAUCUACCAGAUUCCCAUCUUAGCCGCAAUUGUGGUGAACUUUUUCCUCUUCCUCAAUAUUGUGAGAGUCCUUGCCUCAAAGCUAUGGGAGCCAAAUGCAGGGACGUUAGAUCCCCGCCAACAGUACAGGAAGUUACUGAAAUCCACUUUAGUCCUGAUGCCACUCUUUGGUGUCCAUUAUGUGGUGUUCAUGGCCAUGCCAUACACAGCCAUCUCCAGCAUCCUUUGGCAAGUACAGAUGCACUAUGAGAUGCUCUUCAAUUCUUUGCAGGGUUUCUUUGUGGCUUUUAUCUACUGCUUCUGUAAUGGUGAGGUGCAGGCAGAGAUUAAAAAAGCUCGCUUCCGGAGAAACCUGGUCCUAGACAUAAAGCAAAAGACCCGAGCUACCAGCACAGGAGGGAGCUACUACUAUGGGGGACUCAUGUCCCAUGCCACCAACAGUGUCAGUCUGAGUAUGGCUAGCUGGGGGAUCGCCUCUGCGACAGCUAUAGCUAUGCCUCUGGGGGCCAAAAACUGGCUGGUGCAUCUAGCUCCCACUGCUUCUGCAACAGAAUACAUCUCUGGCUCCUUUGUCCUAGAUGGAUUACCAAGGCAAACAAUGGCACAGAAAGCUCAUGUGGAGAAUAUCAGUGUUUUGGGAAAUUGCUCCAGCUUGAAAGAAGAGUUAGAAACUAUGCUAUAAAGAGAACUUAUGAACGUGAUAUUA